AUGAGGAUUUUGAGACUACUGUUUGUUUUCUCUAUGAAAUGUUUUGUUUUCUCACUUGUCAUGAAUCCUUAUCUAAUAACUCUCUCAACUGCUGCUGCUACUAGCUUUGAUGGAAACAAGACGGAUCAUCUUGCCUUGUUAGCUUUCAAGGCAAAGAUUACGUAUGACCCUCAAAGUGCUUUUCGAUCUUGGAAUGAUUCCAUACAUUUCUGCAACUGGGAAGGUGUCACAUGUGGUCGCAAACACAGAAGAGUCACCAUUCUUGAUUUUCAAUCUAUAGGUUUGGUGGGUUCUCUAUCUCCUUCCAUAGGAAACAUGAGUUUCCUUAGAGAGCUCAGACUACAAAACAACUCUCUCCAUGGUGAAAUCUCACCGGAACUUGGCCGUCUGUUCAGGCUACAAUUUUUACAUCUGGGCAACAACUCCUUUACCGGCCAAAUACCAACCAAUUUGUCCCGCUGCUCAAACUUGCAGAUCCUUCGUGUCUCAUACAACAAGCUAGAAGGAAACAUUCCAAUGGAGCUUGGCUCUUUGUCCAAGCUCAGGAUAUUCUCCAUGCAGAAUAAUUAUUUGAGUGGAAAUAUACCACCUUCCAUUGGCAACCUUACAUCUCUGGAAGCCUUAUCUGCUCGUGAAAAUUUCUUGAGUGGAACUAUUCCAGAAUCUCUAGGGCAACUAAAGAACUUGUUAAUGCUUGCAGUUGCUACGAAUAAACUCUCAGGUAUCAUUCCUCCAGCCAUAUAUAAUAUUUCAUCCAUCAAUAUAAUUUCUGUGAGUGAAAAUCAACUUCAUGGAUGUCUUCCAUCAAAUCUUGGCUUCAUGUUACCUCAUCUUCAGCACUUUCAAAUAUGGGGCAACCAGUUUAGUGGAUCAAUUCCAGUGUCAUUAUCCAAUGCUUCAGAACUUGAAUACAUAGACUUACAAAGAAAUAAUUUCACUGGAAAAGUAGCUGUUCAUUUUGGAGCCUUAAGGAGACUUUAUUUUUUAUCUCUUUAUGGAAAUAGCCUUGGAAGUGAGGGAGGUGAUGAUUUGAGUUUUAUCACUUCUUUGCUAAACUGCAGCAAUUUGGCUAUGCUUGAUAUAUCCAGAAAUCAACUCGAGGGAGCGUUGCCCAAUUCUCUGGCCAAUCUUUCAUCACUGCAACGGCUGUCCAUUGGCAAAAAUCGAAUAUAUGGAGGCAUCCCUCCAUGGUUUUCAACUCUUGAUAACUUAUUGGUGAUGGGUAUAGAAGAUACUCAAUUAACAGGCACUAUUCCUAUGGAAUUUGGUAAGCUUCAAAAUCUGCAACAAAUGUUUCUUGGCCACAAUAGAUUAUCCGGAGAGAUUCCUUCAUCCUUGGGAAAUUUAUCGUCGUUGACUUUACUUCAUUUGCAGGCUAAUAAAUUACAAGGGACAAUUCCUUCUAGCCUUGGAAAUUGCCAAAACUUGCUAUUCAUUGACCUUUCUCAAAACAAUCUCAAUGGCUCCAUACCCAGCCAACUUUUUUCUGUCCCUAUGCUAGUUUCAAUAGAUUUUUCUCAAAAUCAUUUGGUUGGAUCCCUCCCUUCACAAAUUGGCUACCUAACCCAUUUGAAUGAAUUGGUUAUUUUCCAAAACAACUUGUCUGGCUGCAUUCCAUUUAACCUUGGAAAGUGCAGUAGCCUUGAAUAUCUUGUCAUGGGUGACAACAAAUUUCAAUGUACUAUACCCACAUCGUUUGAAUCCUUAAGAGGACUUAGACGUUUAGAUUUGUCUAUGAACAAUUUAUCUGGCAAAAUGCCAGACUACUUCGUGAACUUUAAGCUAGAAUAUCUGAAUCUGUCUUUCAAUAACUUGGAGGGUGAGGUUCCUAGCAAAGGUGUCUUUGCAAAUGCAAGUGUCAUAUCAAUUGAAGGUAACAACAGGCUUUGUGGGGGCACAUCAGAACUCAAACUGCCAAGAUGCAUGAGUCAUGUAUCAAAGAGAAGCAAGUUACAUCUGGUUGAAAUAGUUGUAAUAAUAAUAUCAUGUGUUUUCAUGGUGGCCAUCAUGUCAGCUUGCUUAUGUUGUUGGUUAAGACAUGAGAAAAAAGAGGAAUCUCCUUGUCCCUCCAUUGACAAUUCAUUGCAGCAAUUUUCAUAUGGAAGAAUUUUCAAGGCAACUAAUGGGUUCUCUUCUGAGAAUUUGAUUGGUGCGGGAAACUUUGGCUCGGUCUACAAAGGCCAUCUUGAUGAGGAUGAAGCAAUUGUUGCAAUAAAAGUACUCAACCUUCAACAACCAGGAGCUUCAAAGAGUUUCAUGGCUGAGUGUGAAACCUUGAAAAACAUUCGUCACCGUAAUCUUUUGAAGAUCAUCACUUCCUGUUCAAGUAUUGAUUUUCAAGGAAAUGAAUUCAAAGCACUUAUCUAUGAAUACAUGCCAAAUGGGAACCUAGAGAAGUGGUUGCAUCCAACUUCAAACAUAGAUGCUAUGACAAUUGAUGAUCAUUGCAGUCUAAGCCUUCUCCAAAGAAUAGAUAUUCUCAUAGAUGUUGGAAAUGCAUUAGAUUAUCUCCACUUUCACUGCCAAAAACCGAUUAUCCAUUGUGAUCUAAAACCGAGCAAUGUUCUUCUUGAUGAUGACAUGGUUGCUCAUGUUGGCGAUUUUGGACUCGCAAAGUUUCUUCAUCAACCACCUCACAGCAGCUCACUGGUAGUGAGAGGAACAAUAGGCUAUACAGCUCCAGAAUAUGGUCUAGCAAAUGAAAUGUCAGCAAAUGGAGAUAUCUAUAGUUUUGGGAUUAUAUUGCUGGAGAUGAUGACAAGAAAGAAGCCAACAAAUGUCAAUUUUGGGGAAGGUGAUGGUCUUCAUAACUUGUGCAAAAUGGCAUUUCCUGAUCAAGUGUUGGAGAUUGUAGACCCAAUUCUUCUACAAGGAGAUGAAGCAAGAGAAAAUGAUAAGCAAGGUUCAAUCCAGACAAGAAUUGAUAACAAAAGUGAAUGUCUAAUCUCCAUGAUGAAGAUUGGAAUAGCAUGCUCCAUGGAAGCUCCUCAAGAUAGAAUGGGCAUAAGUGAUGCACUCAAGAACUUGUAUUUGAUCAGAAAGAAUUGCACUCAAACUACAAUGCUCAACUGA
Messenger RNA from Manihot esculenta (cassava), 3072 nucleotides. RefSeq names its product probable LRR receptor-like serine/threonine-protein kinase At3g47570. The transcript has 2 exons. Gene Ontology annotation, molecular function: ATP binding; protein binding; protein kinase activity. The record is from RefSeq and is a predicted model, not a curated record. Gene Ontology annotation, biological process: protein phosphorylation. NCBI's taxonomy places the organism in Eukaryota, Viridiplantae, Streptophyta, Magnoliopsida, Malpighiales, Euphorbiaceae. Bases 1 to 3072 code for a protein of 1023 amino acids.